CUUCAUCGUAUAUGGGAACACAGUGUAAGACAAUUCAGGGGAGUGUAAACACUCACGUCUGAGCUGCAUAUCGGUCUGACUUCAAACUCAGGCAGGGCUCCAGCCGCUGGUGCUUCUGAUGUCCAAAUACAAACUGUUUCUGCUGAGGCAUGGGGAGGGUGCCUGGAACAAAGAGAACCGCUUCUGCAGCUGGGUGGAUCAGAAGCUGAGUGAGGAUGGGGUGAAGGAAGCCCAGGAGUGUGGCAGGCUCCUCAAGGAGCAGGGGUACAAGUUUGACAUGGUGUUCACCUCCAUACUCAGCCGCUCCAUCCAAACAGCAUGGCUGGUUCUGGAGGCUAUGGGCCAGGAGUGGGUGCCCGUGGUCAAGUCCUGGAGACUGAAUGAGCGUCACUAUGGCGCCCUGAUCGGCCUCAACCGGGCAGAGAUGGCUCUCAACCAUGGAGAGGAACAGGUGAAGCUGUGGCGAAGAAGCUAUGACGUCACUCCACCCCCAAUUGACGAAUCCCACCCUUACUUCCUGGAAAUCUACAAUGACCGCAGAUACACCACCUGCGACUUGCCAAAGGAGAACCUUCCUCGAGCAGAGAGCCUGAAGGAGGUGUUGGACAGACUGCUGCCGUACUGGAAUAGCACUGUUGUGCCAGAGAUACAGCGUGGUAGGACUGUGCUCAUUUCCGCCCAUGGAAAUAGCUGCAGGGCCUUGUUGAAGCACCUGGAAGGUAUAUCAGAUGACGACAUAGUCAGUGUGACUUUGCCCACUGGGAUACCCGUUUUGCUUGAGCUGGAUGAAAAUCUUCGACCUGUGAAGCCCCGGCAGCUCCUGGGAGACCAGGAGAAGAUUCAGGCAGCUAUUAAAAAGGUGGAGGACCAGGGAAAGGCCAAAACAUCAACCUGACGCAGUCAGCUGGCUGUAAGGCUUACACGCUACAUGUUGCCUGAGCCCAGUAUUUGUUAGGUACAGUCAAAACCAGACUCUUAAAGAGACUUACAAAAACAUUAAUAUGUAACAGUAAAUACAGAUUUUUAAUGAGAUUCAAACAAGUUUAACACUGGCCUGAACAGGAUUCAGGAUGUGGGUGGUGCGGGUCUCACUGGUCCGACUUGGGAGAGAAGAGGUCAAGAAACUGGUACUGUAAGUGUCGGCGCUGUGUGCAAUUGUGUUGUGUGAUAUGUAAGCACUGAAGAAGUGCUUGGUUUUAAUCGGAUAUGGAUGCCCAUCCUCUUAAAUUAUGCGUGUAUGGAUCAUGUACAGAAGUUAUCUAUGAAGAUGACUCAUGUAUGUAGAUACUAUGCAGGUAAAAGGUCAAGUGAUGAAGCUCAUACAUGCUAAAAUGCUGCAUGUAAUGCAGUGCUUUUCCUUACUGGAAAGACAUUUAAACUUAAGCUCACUGUUACUGUUAAUUUAUUUGGAGAAAUUUCCCAUGCAUUUUAAAUGUGCCUUCAGGAUUAAUUGGGUUAGUACUCUAUUUCAGCUAGCUUUUAAAAGCACUUUACAAGUAGAGUAUCAAAUAGGUCUCAUUAUGAUUUUAUGUAAAAGUAAAAAGCACUUGGUUAACAAAUCUUACCUCAUAUAAUUUGGUUGCAAGGCCAUUCAUUCCAAGAACAGAGGCUAAUUAUGAGCCACAGAAAUGCUGUAAAUAUGCUCUGCCUCUGAAAUCUUGUCCUUUGUGGGUUUCCCACCCUCCUAAAUGACCUGUAUGGUGAGAGCAAUGUUUUAUCAAGGGGCAAACAAGAAUCUGUAAGACAAUUGAAUCAGUACUGUUUGCAGAGCAUUUUUGACAUUAAAAACUUAGUUUAAACAGAUUUGAUUAAACAACCAUGACUACAGGCACUAACAUGAUAAUUAACUUAGGCUGUGUUUUUAGGGAAGUUCUAAAAUUUUUUGUGGCAAUCUUCCCCUUGCUAAUUCACUGCAACAACUAUGGAUAUGAAUGGUAAAUAACAUUAUUUUGGAUAAACAAAGCAAACCAUCUUGAUGUUCAUCUUCAUUAGUGAUUUUAUCCAUUCAAAUGUAAUUAUUAUUUGAUGUCACUGUACUGUUGCUUAUGCACUAUCAACAUGAGUGAACAUGUUGCUGAACACUCCUAGUCCUCACAUAUAUGUCUUACACUUCUCUGUUACUUGUAAUGUUGUGUUGCUGUGUGGCACAGGCUACUGUUGUAUUAUGUCUCUUGUUUGUAGAGUAAGCACUGUGCACCUCUGUGUCUUUUGUUUUCCCCUUUUUGGUUGUUGAUUGUCUCUGCUGUAGUUAUUUUGUCCACUGGUGUUUUAGGUCAAAAAGGGGAUUAAAGAUGCAUUUAGAAGAUUAAUUUGUAGAUAAAACGCAGAAAACAUUGUAAUACUCUUUAAGAUGACAUAAAAUGUCAUUAAUGUCAUCUCCACUGUCUUCACUUCACCAUAAGAUAGUUUGCAUGAUGAAAUAAAAGAGUUAAAUUUCCUUAAUGAA
Myripristis murdjan (pinecone soldierfish) is the source of this 2446-nucleotide messenger RNA. It is a transcript of the gene bpgm, whose product is annotated as 2,3-bisphosphoglycerate mutase. Gene Ontology annotation, molecular function: intramolecular phosphotransferase activity. Bases 119 to 895 code for a protein of 258 amino acids. The record is from RefSeq and is a predicted model, not a curated record. Gene Ontology annotation, biological process: glycolytic process. Lineage: Eukaryota; Metazoa; Chordata; Actinopteri; Holocentriformes; Holocentridae. The transcript has 3 exons.